Messenger RNA from Trematosphaeria pertusa, 975 nucleotides. RefSeq lists its product as uncharacterized. Bases 1 to 975 code for a protein of 324 amino acids. The transcript has 3 exons. The record is from RefSeq and is a predicted model, not a curated record. Lineage: Eukaryota; Fungi; Ascomycota; Dothideomycetes; Pleosporales; Trematosphaeriaceae.
AUGUCUUCAGAAGGCGUGGGAAACUUGCGCUUGCUCACCGCCUACUGGAUUGAGUCGGGCAUGCAUAAGGGUCGGGGACCAUGCCUGCAAUAUAAAUCUCAGAAACGUGCCUUAUCAGUUGGCCUGCGCCUGGCAUUAUUCGAUUGCAUUUCGUGGCCGGGCGUCUUCUGCCUCCAGAGUGGCCAGAGGGAGGGCCAAUUCACUUCGCCUAGCUCCAAACCAGCACCUCACUUCUCCCGGCCCGUGUGUAGGGCGCAGGCCCUGGCAUCACCCGUCACUCUAUCAAAUGAGCACGAUUCGGGCAAUCGGAGAGGUGGUCGGGCGAGCCGUUCUGUGGUACUGUACAACUUGCGGCGCCGCCAUCGACCUUGCCUACUACUCGCAACGCUCCUUGUUAACGGCGCACGCCAACUGCAUCAUCAGUCGGUCGCGAUGGUCGACCUCGUCCACCCACCGGCGCUGGGCAGAUCUGGGACGGCACUGCAGCGCGCUACUUCUACACGCUACUCUAGAUCGAAGAGCGCAUGCAGCAGACACAUGUGUCAAUGCCGAGAGCAACCAUCCGACGGCGGCGCCGCGCAGUGCUAUGCCCGGGCCGGCCAUUCGUUCAUCUCUCGCUGUGGUGAUGCUCUGAUAAGCUUGCCCUGCACCUGGUUCGUCCCAGCAGGCCGGUACGGCCACUCGAGAUUUCGUCAACCUCCCUCGGUAGCAGUGCCGCGACGCAUGGCCGACCGUCGCAAGCCGUCCAGCGGCCCAUCCCCUGUCCGCCAGCUCCAGCUAAGGUACCACAUUACGGAUCCGUCGACAUGCACUACCGGCCAGCAUACUCGCUCUGGAGGCGACCCGUUGAGCGCCCUCGCCCCUGAGUAUAGGCCCGUAUAUCUGAUAUUGACAUCUGGCGGUCCGGGCUCCACUGCGCACGCAAUACCGGGGGUCCCGCUUCCGAAUGUUCUCGAAAAGAGGCUAGAAGGUUAA